AGUUCGUUCAGCGUCGGUCAAUGCAGUUGUCAGCACCGCGCUGGAACGAGGCGUCCCCCCUCUCCCCAUCUCUCUCUCUUGCUAGUCGGUGAGAGGCGGCGAGAUGGCUAGAUCCGGCCGCCACCUCCGGUUCGGCGGAGAUAAGGCGGUGGACUGGAUCCGGAGAUGCGGCGAAGGCGGCAUCACCUAUGCUUACAUUCUCCUCUACAUUGCCUUGUCCAGCGGCCAGAUCUUCUUCAAUAAGUGGGUUUUAUCUUCCAAAGAGAUCAACUUCCCAUAUCCUGUUGCAUUAACCUUCCUGCACAUGUUGUUCUCUUCAGUAUUGUGCUUUUUGCUCACCAAAGUUUUCAAGAUUAUAAAGAUUGAAGGGGGGUUGACUUCAGACAUAUAUAUCACAUCAGUCAUACCAAUUGGUGCCAUGUUUGCAAUGACUCUUUGGUUGGGAAAUAGUGCCUAUCUCUAUAUAUCAGUUGCAUUUGCCCAAAUGCUGAAAGCUACCAUGCCUGUUGCUGUAUUUUUUCUUGGGGCAGCAGUAGGUCUUGAAGCAAUGAGUUGCAAAAUGUUCACGAUCAUGUCUGUGAUCAGCAUUGGCGUAGUUGUGGCUUCAUAUGGGGAGAUAAGCAUCAGCUGGGUUGGAGUAGUUUACCAGAUGGGUGGUGUGGUUGGUGAGGCUUCCAGACUAAUCUUCAUGGAAAUAUUUGUGAAGAAAAAGGGUGUUCGACUGAAUCCCAUAUCAAUGAUGUACUACGUCAGUCCCUGCAGUGCUUUGUGCCUUUUUGUUCCUUGGAUUUUCUUGGAGAAAUCAAAGAUGGAUUCAAGUGAACCAUGGAACUUCCCAGUGAUCACAUUGGCCCUCAAUUGUCUCUGUACAUUUGCACUUAAUCUGUCCGUUUUCCUCGUGAUUUCUCGUACAAGUGCGCUGACAAUCCGUGUAGCUGGAGUUGUCAGGGACUGGGUUGUAGUUUUGCUUUCUGCUUUGCUGUUUUCAGAUUCAAAGUUAACUGUCAUCAACCUAAUCGGUUAUGGUCUAGCUAUUGCAGGUGUCAUAGCAUACAACAACAACAAGUUAAAGAAAGAGGCAUCCCAAGUAAAUCCCAUAGUCAAUGAUUUCGUUGCUCAAGAAAGAUCACAAGAUUUUGAAGAACAGGUAGCUAUGCUUCCACCAAGAGAAGGUUCUUGAGAGUCUAACAACCACCCACAUCUUGAGGCUGCUGAAUUAGUAUCAACUCUUCAUACAAAGAAGGAACCAUCAUUUGAUUGUAAAACAUGGAAAACUAUUAUAAAAAAAAAGUCGAAUUUCAUCACAAGGAGCAGCAAGAAACUAAACAUUUUGGUGUUCCAUGCAAAAGUUUUGACUAGAGGGUUGAAAUAUAAAAACCUGGAAGUUUCAUUUUUUGAAAAGAUUAAAGUUUCUCAGCAGUGUUGAAAGAUUCUCAAAAUUUUGUGCCUCUCAGAUUCUGAUUGUAAACCUUCAUGAAUUUUACUUUUCCCCCCAAAUUCUUGUCUGAGUAUAUACCAGACUAUUGUAUCUACCUUGAUUAGACGAUCCUGUAGUUAAGACUUGCUGCCAAUAUUGUUUGUUUAUAUUGUCUCAUCUUUGGUUA
This is a messenger RNA of Zingiber officinale, 1604 nucleotides long. RefSeq names its product probable sugar phosphate/phosphate translocator At3g14410. Gene Ontology annotation, cellular component: trans-Golgi network; endosome; Golgi apparatus. Gene Ontology annotation, molecular function: antiporter activity. The record is from RefSeq and is a predicted model, not a curated record. The transcript is spliced from 7 exons. Bases 104 to 1180 code for a protein of 358 amino acids. NCBI's taxonomy places the organism in Eukaryota, Viridiplantae, Streptophyta, Magnoliopsida, Zingiberales, Zingiberaceae.